Messenger RNA from Pteropus alecto (black flying fox), 3040 nucleotides. It is a transcript of the gene NNAT, whose product is annotated as neuronatin. The transcript is spliced from 3 exons. Gene Ontology annotation, cellular component: cytoplasm. NCBI's taxonomy places the organism in Eukaryota, Metazoa, Chordata, Mammalia, Chiroptera, Pteropodidae. The coding region runs from base 1666 to 2115 and encodes 149 amino acids. The record is from RefSeq and is a predicted model, not a curated record. Gene Ontology annotation, biological process: brain development; positive regulation of insulin secretion.
UCAACACAACAAACAGACAAAAAACAGACAGACAAACAAACAAACAAACAAAAAACAAACAAAAAAAAAAACAGGAACAGAAUGUAUACUUAUUUGGGAAAAUGGAUCAUGGUUAACAACAGCAAAUGUGAAUGCCCUUUCCUCCCUGCCCACCCAUGGAAGUCUACUCCUCUCCAAGUCACCAUUUCAAGAAGCCUCCUGGGAUAUCUCCCCUGGGCUUCUUCAGGGCUCCGCUAGAGGGCUCUUCCAGCAGGUCCCGCACAGUGGACUGGCUUUGCCUGGGCCCUGCCCAGUAGAGAUCAUGUAUCGCCUCCUGGGGCUGCGGCCCGUCCUCAACGGGUCCAGACCUCACAAUACCGCCCUGUGGUUGCCACCGGAUGGCUAUGGGCUCCAUGCUGUGCCCCCACAGGGUUCUGUCACACAGCAGGUGCUCAGUGGAGAGCACAGCAGUUAGCAGUUUAGCAGCCGCACACUGCCAGCCAAAGAUCGUAAGCAAUGGAUCUUCGCAAGCUCUAGGAAGCUGCAGCAGCGGCAACACCACCAAAUAUUUUGUUUUAAAAUGGCAGCCUGGGAUGAGCUUGCCUUUUUCAAAUAGCCUGGCAUUAUUUUGCCAAAACCAGCCAACUUCUUUGAAAGUCGAUGCAGAAAAAAAUCACCAUGCUACCUCGUCCAAAUUGACCUCACUUGAUGCUGGCACUGUAUAGAAGCUGACCUCUGUGAGCUUAUAAUCACAAUUAAUUUUCUACCCACAUAGGGGCAAAUGCCAUUUGGCCCCUGUGCCAGGCAGCUUGCUGGAGAGAGGUGCUCUCCAGCGGCCGGCUACCAGUGUGCUGGUGCUGUGCUCACAGACCGCGUUCAGGUCUUCCCGCUAUGCCUGGAAACCGAGCUGUGGUAGCCACAACCCUCUGGUGGCGGUAGUAAAACCCGGCUCCAGCCACCCACCGCAACGGGUACAAAAAAAUCUUGCGGGCUGAAGAAGACCUACCCAGGGCCUGGGGGUAGAAGACAGAAGUUGAAAUGACCUGUCCAGCAGCAAACUACCCCAGAGCUCGUUCCGACCACUUCUUGGGAGAGCUCGAGCUAUCCCAUCCGCGUAUACAAAGGCGCCAAACCCUCCCGCAUCCCUCCCACCGGGUAGAUACCUGGUGACUAUCACUUUCCCUAAAGUUUAGUACCUUCGCUAGGCUCCCCAUAAUCGCCAUUGCCGUAGACCUAGCAACGUUAAGAAGCGGGACUCGAGUGAUCACGUAAAGGUUAGGGAGGCGCUCAGAGACUCUUGUGAAGCAGACGACAUGGGCUUACGACACAUGUAAUAUCAGAAAAGGAGUGCUGAGCAGAGGACUGUGAAUCCAGGGCUCCUGGAAGGGGCAUCUUUUUUUGCUGUGCGGGGCAGAUGUUCCCUCUCUAAAUUAGGUUUCCAUCUGUGGCCAAGGUGGGUUGUGGUACGGCACUGGACACUGGGCUUGAAGAGAAAGGUCCCACACCAAGAUGCGCGCAUCCCCAACCCUUACCAGAUGUGCCACACACGGUUGCAAUUCCCCUUCAUUUGCACUAAAAUUCAAAAGCGGGCACGGUAGAAUAUUCUGGAAAGGGGAUAAGAUGAACCUCGGGAGGCGGGGGUCGGUGGAAAGCGCAGAUGGAUUAUUUUUUUUCCUCUUCUGACGAAUGAGGAGUGCCCCCGGCUACCCCUCCUUAUGGACCCCCCCAUGCGCGCAUGCGCAGUUGGGUGGCGGGUGGCUACUUAAGGCGCGGCCGCGGCGGCUGCAGCAGUGCGCCCAACAGCGGACUCCGAGAGACCAGCGGCCCUCGGCAAACCUGCGGUCUUCGGCAGCACUCGCGCUCAACCAUCCACCCAACGCACUCGGAACCAUGGCGGCAGUGGCGGCAGCCUCGGCUGAACUGCUAAUCAUCGGCUGGUACAUUUUCCGUGUGCUGCUGCAGGUAAUGUUCCUGGAAUGUUGCAUUUACUGGGUAGGAUUUGCUUUUCAAAAUCCUCCAGGGACCCAGCGCAUUGCAAUUAGUGAGGUGUUCAGGUACUCCCUGCAGAAGCUGGCGUACACCGUGUCGAGGACCGGGCGGCAGGUGUUGGGAGAGCGCCGGCGAGCCCCCAACUGAGGCCCCAGCCCCCAGCCCUGGGCGGCCGUGUCAUCAGGUGCUCCUGUGCAUCUCGCCCAGCACGGGAGCCAGUGCCGCGCAGGAAUGGGGGGUCCCCUGUGCUCUCUCGCCAGAGGAGCACUUGCCAAGGUCAGUGAGGGGCUGGCAGGCCCCCGGAGAAGCAGCACCGACAAUGACGAUAAUAUCAGAUCCUUUCCCAACCCCUUUGCACCCGUCCCACUGUGGGGUGGGGUAGAGGGAGGAGGGGGAGUGGGGGGAGCAGAUCUCUGAGAUUUGGGCAUAGGCAUUCUGAUCUGGACCAAGUCGGGACAGCGACAUCCAGCCCCACAGCCACGGCCAUGCCAGCAGGCCCCACCACAGAGAUCCAGACAACCACACCAGCCAGCAGAAUGGACAUUCCAACAUCACCAGCCAGCAGCCCUGAAUCUCCGAGCAGCAGACAAGGCACCAACUGCGUGCCCAUGUGGCGGGACUGGAGGGAGUGGGAGAAGGAGGAGGGUUAAGAAAUAGAAUGGGGCCCUCUUACUGUCCCUUGCCUACGGCAUGUGCAUUCCAGCCUUGCGCCUUUGCUCCCUCGAUUCCCCUUCCCCUUCACUGCCUCCCAAGCCCACCCCACCUGAAAGAAAUGUGUCACUCGAUUCGGACCUAUUUAACCAGUAAACAGAUCCCAUCUUUACUAAAACACCUUCUCCGAACCCCCAGCCCCUCACUGAUCUUGCUUUUCCUUGGUCUCACGCAAUUGUGGUAAAUAUUGUGGUAAUCGCUAAUUGUAUUAAUUGUGUAAGUGUGCAUUAGUUGUGUUUCCCCAGCUAGAUUGUAAGCUCCUGGAGGACAGGGACCACCUCUACAAAAAAUAAAAACAGUACCUCCUCCAUCUCGCAGUGUCUCAGGAUCCUGCAGGGUGGUGGAGGCGCACCAAAAAGUU